CGGCAAACUCAUCUCGACUCUCAGUAGCUCGAGAUGGCUCGUCUUUUGCUCUUGGUCUUGGGCCUGGCCCUUUCGGUUUCCGCCCAAUACGGCGUCCCGAAGCCCCAUCAGGCACCUGGAGGCACCGCACCACCUGCACAGGCUGGCGCCGAACAGUGGCUGCUCAAGCCCACUGUGUUCCCCGCCUCGCGCUUCGACGCCCGCGCCGACGCCGACCUGCUGCACGAGGCCUUCAAGGGCCCCCUGGCCAACGAGUCCGUCAUCACGUCCAUCCUGCCCCACAGAAGUCUUGCCCAGAGACUCGUCAUCGCCGACAAGUACAAGAAGUACCACGGCAAGGAACUGAGGGAAGAACUGAAGGAUGAGCUCACCGGCCACAUGGAGGAGGUCAGCAAGGGCAUGGUCACCCCUCUGCCCAUCCAGUACAGCAAAUUCCUCAAGGACGCCAUGGAGGGCCCUGGAACCAGCGAGGGUGAACUCACCGAGAUUCUGUGCGGCAGCGACAACGCCAUGAUCAAGGACAUCGUCCAGUCGUACACCGAAAGAUACGGAAAGCGUCUGCAGGCUGAUUUGGAGAGCGAGACUUCCGGAUCUUUGGAGCGUCUGCUCGUUCUGUUGAUCCAGGCCAACAGGGACGAGUCGUACCUCGUCAACAACCAGAAGGUCAGCGACGACGUCGUCGCUCUUUACAACGGCGGCAAGAUCAACUGGCACGACGACUCCACCAGGCUGAACCAGGUGCUCGCCCUGCGCAGCUUUGCCCACAUCCGUCGCGUGUUCCUCGAGUUGUCCCGCAAGACCGGCAAGGACAUCAAGGAUAUCGUCGAGGAUCAGUUCUCGAGCGGCACUGAAGACGGCUACGUCGCCUGUGUGAGAGUGCUCCAGGACCCCCAGAAGUACUUUGCCAAGGUGCUGAACAAGGCCAUGGAGGGCCUGGGCACCAGCGACAAGACCCUGAUCCGCGUGGCUCUGACCAGGUCGGAAAUCGACCUCGGAAACAUCAAGGAGGCCUACCAGCAGAAGUACCAACGCUCUGUCAUUAAGGACAUUCAGGAGGAAACUUCUGGCAGCUACAGAAACAUGUUGACCGCCAUCUUCGAGUAAAUUUUUUUUUCAAGUAUGCUGUAAACUAAGUAAGAGAAGAGAAAAAAUGGAAGAAAAACACGUCUGAUUUUGUAAAACCAUGGAAAUAUGAUAUUCCAACAUUUCAUAUAUCAAAUUUAAUAAAGAGUAUUCACAACCUGAA
This is a messenger RNA of Neocloeon triangulifer, 1246 nucleotides long. Its product is annotated as annexin B9-like. Bases 34 to 1104 code for a protein of 356 amino acids. NCBI's taxonomy places the organism in Eukaryota, Metazoa, Arthropoda, Insecta, Ephemeroptera, Baetidae. Gene Ontology annotation, molecular function: calcium-dependent phospholipid binding; calcium ion binding. The transcript is spliced from 6 exons. Gene Ontology annotation, cellular component: cytoplasm. The record is from RefSeq and is a predicted model, not a curated record.